ACGGACGGUACGGGACGAUACGAGAGCUAGUAUAGGGAAACGAAAGCGAGAACCGGGGAUGAUCUCGCCGCGAGCCGUGACUGGUCGGCCGAUGCGCCGCCGAAUAAACAUCGUAGCUCACCGAUAAUAGCCGAAGCGCCGUAAGGUGCCGCUCGGGAGCGAGACCGAGAGAGAGAGAGAGAGAGAGACGUCGUGCGAACGCCAUGGUGUGCGACUGGCUACGUCACUGUUGUCGUCGUCGUUAAAAAAUUGGCGAGAAAAGUAUCCGGUCGCGUUUACUCCCUCCUCAGAAAGGGUGGAGGUGUCUUAAUCGCGAGAGGUGAGCGAGAACGAGGGAAAGAAAGAGGGACCGAUACGGCACUCGGCAAGCGAGAGACGCGAAGUUAGCCGCGCGUCUCGCUCGUUUUUAAAAGUCUCGCGUCGCAUCCGCCGCGCGGAAGCACCGCAUCGUCUCCUAGGCAAUCGGAGCGAUUCCGUUCGGUGCAGUGUGUCACGUACGAGGCCGCGUGCGCGCGCGCGCUCGCGUGUGUGUCGCGAGUGCCCCCUUCUCUGUGUGUGCGCGCUUCUGUGUACGUCGAGAGGAGAGUGCGUUACGGUUCCUACGAGGUGAGCUUUUUAGUACGAGUACUGUCGGGCGAGAGCGUGGCCGCGUUACCGGUGUCUCGUUGGGGGUCUCUCGCUCGUCUCGUCGUGUCAUCGUUCGUCUUCGUCUACGUCUUCGUCGUAGGAGUCGGUCGCGCCCGUCGUGUUGUCCGAUCGCCGAGAAUCUCUCUCUCUCUCUCUCUCCCCAUUUCGUGAAUCGUCGAGUGUCGUCGGCAGUUAACGGCAUCCGAGAGUGCAUCGUGCAUCGCGGUCGGCGGAGCCCCGGCUGGCUCUCUUCGCGAAAGAGAAGUGCGCCAUGAGAGAGAGGGAUAAAUCGGUGACUGGCGGGCGGCGGCCAUCUUCCAGAUGAGUUUUUCCUUCUUUCUUCCGAUAAACCGAGCGCGCUAUGUCGUGAGAGAGAGAAGCCAGAGGGAGCGAGAGAGAUCGUAAGAGACCGAUUGAUAGACAGACAGAGAGAGAGAGAGAGAGAGAGAGAGAGAGAGAGAGAGAGCGCGCGAGAGUAGGAAGAAGAUAUUACAUACGCGUUUUAUCAUGCAACGAGAGAUGCGGUGAACGGCGCGUGCUGUUUGGCGGAGUCACGAAAUUUCACGAGCGCGUGUCGCCGCUAACACAACCAGUUUUCGCUCGUGAGAAGGAGAGAAACUAUCCGCGCGCGCGAGAGAGAGAGAGAGAGAGAAAAGCAGAAACGUAUUAAGAAGUACGUUUGCGUUCUUUCGCGCGUGCGAGAAAGAGAGAGAGAGAGAGAGAGAGGACACACCGGUGAAGCGAACCAGAGCGGAAGACGGAGAAAACGGAAGCGGUGCGGAGAGUCGACCGAUUACCGCGCGUUCGUUCGUAAUCGCGUCGUUUUCGCGAGCGAAGAAAGAGGAGAAGAAGGAAGAAGAAGAAGAAAAAAGAAACGCGUGGGUGACAUCGGGUAGUUGCAGGGAAAAAAGAGAGAGAGAGAACUUGGAAGCCUCCCCGGAAGUCGAGAGUGCGAAAAAUUGCGCGGAUGCUACCGCGGUGCGGCCCACCCGGUACAUCGCGAUCGAGAGAGAGUGUGUAGUGUGAGAUCAAUAAUGAGACAGGUGCUCUCAUUGGUGUAAAGCGAUGCGGCGGAGCUGAGAGUUUUGUCGGGCGGCACUCUGGGGCUCAUGAAAAGUGUAUCCGGUGUGCGUAACGUCGCCGUCAAGGACCACCGCGUCGCGAGACAUUCGACCGAGUUGCUGGAUCAGUGUGAUUAUUAUAAUGUAGUGCCAACAAAGCAGAUGGAUAAACAGGGAUGACUGAUAAUUGCUGGAACUCUGGUGGUGGCGCUGGCGUCAAGAUGGAGCACUUUCAGGCCACCCUGGACCCAAGGAAGCAGGAGUUAUUGGAGGCCCGCUUUCUCGGAGCGAGGAUGUCUGCUGGGUCACAAAUUCAGAUGGCACCCCAAACAACCGUAAACUCUGGUCAGACAGUUCAUAGUCAAGACUCGAACAUGAGCACUGGCUCAUCGCAUAGUGAUAAGGAGGUGGAUGCAAACACUCCGGAAAAAGUACCAAGGACUACUUCUGAGAGGAAAAGAAAACGUAAGGCUGAUGACGGAGGUGGGGGUGUUCCAAGUGGCUCUGUAACGAAUAAGGGCGCUAGAUCAGUCGCGGUCCUUGAUAAUAAAAAGAUCAAUGAGUAUUUCCCAAAGCAUCAUCUGGGAAAUAGUCCUAUUCGCCAUGGUGGUGCCAAGAGUCCCUCUCCUCAACAGGGUUAUCCCAUGUAUCCACCAUCGCCUCAACAGUUACUUUCACCACAAGUAACGACACCUAAUGCUUCGGUGGCUGAAUUCUCUUCGUUGAUGCAGCCACCAAGACCUCAUCCUCAACCUCCACCGCCUCCACCGCCAGCUUCGACACAACCUGCGGGUUCGAUGGUCAGCAAGCAGGUGCAGGUAAGGCCUACCAACCUCAAUAGGACAAGCCAGGUCAGGCAAGCGAAGAUUAACACCCCAAAUACAGAACUUACUUGCCAGAGGAUACAGGAAUUCGAAACUCAAGCCUCUUCAGACUUAGAAUUACGUAACAACAAAAUUGACGAAUUAAAUAGGACGACGGACGAACUUAGGCAUCAAAUUGCUAAUCAACAAAAAGUGAUUGAGCAACAUAAAUCACAUAUAAAUAAGUGUAUAGACGUUGUAAAGAAGUUAUUAAAAGAAAAAUCAAACAUAGAAAAAAAGGAGGCUAGGCAGAAGUGUAUGCAAAAUAGACUAAGGUUGGGUCAAUUUGUGACGCAAAGGGUGGGCGCGACUUUUCAAGAGAACUGGACCGACGGUUACGCGUUUCACGAACUUGCUCGGCGGCAAGAGGAAAUAGCGACCGAACGGGAAGAAAUCGACAAGCAGAAGAAGCUGCUGCUCAAGAAGAGGCCGUCGAACAGCGAGACCGGCAGGAAACGUAGUCAACCGCAACCUUCCUUGCAUAACGGCACAGAAGCAACGUUUUUGAAGCCGGAUGCAGUACCUGGGUCAUAUACGUGGCAGGAGUAUUAUGAAGCUGACGAAAUACUCAAGUUAAGACAAAGCGCGUUGAAGAAAGAAGACGCGGAUCUGCAAUUAGAAAUGGAGAAGCUCGAAAGAGAGCGGAACCUACACAUCAGAGAAUUGAAGCGUAUUCACAACGAGGACCAAUCGAGAUUCAAUUCCCAUCCUGUUUUAAAUGAACGUUACCUUCUGCUCAUGUUAUUAGGAAAGGGCGGCUUCAGCGAAGUGCAUAAGGCUUUUGACUUAAAGGAGCAACGGUACGUGGCUUGUAAGGUGCACCAAUUAAAUAAAGACUGGAAAGAAGAUAAGAAGGCUAAUUACAUAAAGCAUGCAUUACGAGAAUAUAAUAUACACAAGGCAUUGGAUCAUCCGCGAGUUGUAAAAUUAUAUGAUGUAUUUGAAAUUGAUGCCAAUUCCUUUUGUACUGUUCUGGAAUAUUGUGAUGGUCAUGAUUUAGAUUUUUACCUCAAACAGCAUAAGACUAUACCCGAGAGAGAAGCGAGAUCUAUUGUUAUGCAAGUCGUAUCGGCAUUAAAGUACCUCAAUGAAAUAAAACCCCCAGUCAUACAUUAUGAUCUAAAACCAGGUAACAUUUUGUUAACCGAAGGUAAUGUGUGCGGCGAAAUAAAAAUCACAGACUUUGGUUUAAGUAAAGUUAUGGAUGAGGAAAAUUAUAAUCCAGAUCACGGAAUGGAUCUAACAUCCCAAGGAGCGGGUACUUAUUGGUAUCUACCUCCUGAAUGUUUCGUCAUUGGCAAAAAUCCUCCUAAAAUAUCGUCCAAAGUUGAUGUCUGGAGUGUAGGAGUUAUAUUCUACCAAUGCCUAUACGGUAAAAAGCCCUUCGGUCAUAAUCAAUCGCAAGCCACCAUAUUGGAGGAGAAUACGAUAUUGAAGGCCACAGAAGUCCAGUUUGCGAAUAAGCCGACCGUCAGUAACGAAGCGAAGAGUUUCAUAAGAAGUUGCCUAGCGUAUAGAAAGGAGGAGCGCAUAGACGUACUGACAUUAGCUAGACACGAAUACCUACAACCCCCAGUGCCAAAACAUGGCCGCCAAGCGAACAGCCAGCAGCAACAGCAACAGCAGCAAAUACAGCAGCAGCAACAGAGUUCGUUCAAUAUCGGCAUGUUUAGUGGUAUGAACGCGUCGAGCAGUUCGUAGUGGAGAGGAAGAACUAAGGACGAAAUCCUCGAUAUAUACUAAUACAUGCCAAAUCUUGAGCGCUCGGACUGUGCACACCAUCUCAUCUUAGGGAAAUAACGAUUACUAUAAUCAAUUGUAAAUACUAAAAACCGGAUACUAUCACCGUCACUACCACCCACCACUACUACCACUACCACCACCACCACUACUAUUACCAUAACUACCACCGCCAUCACCACACCGUCACAACUAUACUUACAGGAUCGACUACAUAGGACAUUGCAAGAGAGAUGCGAGACUGGUCAUCCGCAAGUCCAGAAGCUUGCGUCUUUCUACAAGCCACGCCACAUUAUUCAGCAUGACAAAAAAAACAAUGUUGUGUUCGUAAAUAUUCAAUUGUAUUAUCGUUCCUUGUAUCAAACAGUGCGCUGACUUGAUAAUAGUGUUUAAAAGAAACGAGAGAACGAGAGAGAACGAACGAGCGUGCGAACGAGAAAAUAACAUGUGAUAUGUCAUUAUGAGUUAAAAAGUGACGCUUAGAUUAAGGGGGAGGGGGGAAUUUAGAGUAUGAGAGAGCGAGAGAAAGAGAGAGAGAGAGACUACGAAUAAAAUGGCUAAAAAACGAUAAGAAUUUUUCCGAGUGGAAGCAAAAUCAAGUCGAUGAAAUGAAGAAAGCAACGAAGAAUAGGAGAAAAAAUAGGAAGAAAACGAGAAAAGCAAUCGGAGCAAUCGCUUUUACGGAGACAACGUUUUCCUCUCUCCUGAUGUUUUAGUGUGUAUGAGUGAACGCUAGAGGAUUGUUAAAAUUAGUGUGAAUGUAUAUAUUUAUACUAUAUAUAUAUAUAAAUAUAUAUAUAUAUAUAUAAACUAAUAAAUCCGACAUAAUAUAUAUAUAUAUAUGGUGUAAAAAGGACGACGACAAACAUUGACAGUGGGAAGACAACUGUGGUGGCUCUAUCCUCGCAUGACCUCCGGCGCUGGUUUCCGGCAUUCCAUGAAUGCUCGGCCUGCGUAUCAUGUUACUUUAUUCGAAUAUUAACAUUAUUACCUGUAUCAUGACUAAUAACGACUAACAUACACGCGCAUCCACACGAAACAUAUACACGACACGAUUACACGAAGGAGAUUUGAUUGGUUGUUCCUAUUCUGAAACGAGAGUGGGCUUUAUAUCUAUAAUGCCGGAACGAAUAGUCUGAUAGAAAGAGUGAAAUGAGAGAAAGGCAGAGAGAAAGAGAGCGAGCGAAAGAGAGAGAAAGAGAGAGUCGCGAUGUGCUCCCAAAGUGAAAAAAUUUAUAGGAUCGUAGUCCACUAUUCGCCAUCAUUUAAAAAAGAAAAAGAAACGUUUUCACGCGUGUAUGGUUUAAAAAAAACCCGCGACGAGAUUUGCAGUAUCGAAGCGCGCCGCGCAUAUUAUGUUUUCCCUUCUUCACUCUACCUCCUCUUUUCUUUUGUCUCCUCUCCCCCUUUUUUCUCAAAAGAAAUCGGAAGAGGGAGAAAAAAGGAAAGAGAGAGAGAAAACGGAUCCAAAUGUGUGUGUAUAGAACAAGUUUCGCGCAAAUGGCUAAACACAAUAAUAAACUAAUCUGGCGACAGUUGAAAGAAAGAAAAAAGAGCAAAUUUUUAAGGACAAGAGCCGCGAAACGCUAUACCGACCCGAUCAUUAUUUCUUUACUCGUAAUUUGUUUUAUAUAUAUGUAUGUUAUAUAUAGAUAAUUAUGAAAUAGAAGACUAAGUUAUUUUAUCAAGUGCCCUUGCUUUGUAUUAUAGUCGCGUCCGUCGACGAGCCGUAGCUUCUGGGAGUAAAAGAGAAAAAGGAGAAACGGAAUGUGUUGAGAGUGAACGAGAGAGCGAGAGAGAGAAAAAAAGAGAGACUGAGAGUGAGUGAGUGCGUGUGUUGUUAAAAAAAGUGUUGCGUCAGUUGUUGGUACAACGUGGGCACCAGGUAUUGAUGACGGCUCAAUACCAUCAAUGUGAUUGGCAAAAGUGUGGUGAGAGAGGAGAAUACAAUUACAAGUCUGAACAGAGAGUCUACUACUACUUAGAUCCGCCGCUUCAAUUUUGACAAAAAAGAGAAAAAAAGAAGGAAAAAAUGCCAACCGUUCCCACAUCCCUUAUCCUACUUCUCGUGAAAAAAAAAAGAGACACGCAGUCGCGAAUGCAUUUUUUUCUUUUAGCAAAGCAUAUUAUCUUUUGACGAUUUAUUCCUACGAUACAAUUCCGAAAUGGCAUAAUUUUGCAUCAUUGCUCAAUGUAAAUUUUUGUUUCUCUAUGAGAACUGACGUAGAUUUAAAAAAAAAAAAAAAAUUUUUUGUUGACUCGAGGAGAGAGAUAGAGAAGGCGAAGCAAAAUGUUUAAAAUAGUAAAAAUAAAUGGAAGAAUUGUCAUUCGCAUAUCUUACGAUUAUAUCGUUUUAACUUCGAAUUAAAUAGAGCUUAUAUCUUUCGAAAUUGUUAUAACCGGCCUUAAGAUAAUUGUCCGAAGGUAUAAUUCGAUGAAUAUUUAUGCCAUAUCAAAUAUCUUUUUUUGUUACCAUGAUAAAGGUACUCGAUGCUCGUAUACUUUGUGACAGGAAGGAUUUUAUAUUUGUACAUAUCUUAGGAAUCUUCAUAUGGGAAAAGGUAAUUGAUGGACUAAUCGCAUGCAUUCAAAAUAGGAACAGAGAGAGAGAGAUAGAGAGACAUUUUUUUCCAUUAUUUUAACUGCGAGCAUAAAUAGAAAGGAGAAAAAUAUCUUCUUAUCGCUUAAGGUAUUCUCACGACCUACACACUGUCAAAUAUAAUAAAUUUUUUUUAAUCUGCCCCUGCGUGUCGGCAUAGUCACGAUCUUCCUAAAGAUAAAAUGAAGUAAAAGAAACACUGGAAUUGCGUCGAGGAUGGUGUAUGAAAUGUUAUAGCAAUAAAUUUACGUAUUUGUGUAUAAUUUAAAAAAAAUUAGUAAACUUAUUAAUUAAAUAUAAAUCUCACGCAUCUCUCUCUCACGGUGUGUAUUACCCCUCGCUGCUUUUCUUUUCUAAUGAACAAACAUGUUAAACAAUGAAUUAUCGAGUCUAAAAAGAUAAAACAUUUUAUUGAUAUAUCUAUUUCGUGUAUGCGAAUUAUAUAAAAAUGAAAAUCGCUGAAGAUACAAAGUAUUGAUUAGGCUGAAAAAACGCGCGCGCGCGAGGGAUAUAUCAUAUAGUCGAAUGGUUUCGACAAAUUUAUAUAAUAAUCGGCUCUCUCUCUGAGUAUCGAAAUAUACUCACUUAACAGCAAGUGCAUAAGUCGCCGCGCUAAUUUCAAUCAUUGAUUCUUUUUUUCUUAUCCUACGAAUGAACGAUUAUAUAGAACUAGUGCAUAUAUAUAUAUAUAUAUAUAUAUAUAUAUAUAUAUAUAUAUAUAUAUAUAUACACACACAUAUAUAUAUAUACAGUCAGAAAUUGAAUUUUGAUGAACACCAGUAAAAGUCAAUUAGUUUCCUCAAUUUUUCAUAUGUGAAUUAUUAUAAAAUUGCGAAAAAAUAUCAAUUGUACACAAGAGAGAGAAAGGGAAAGAGGAACCUAAUUAUAUCAGGGAAAUUAAUCGUAACUUUCAAUUUUUCACACUUAAUCUUUUUCCUGACUGUAGUUUCAAUUAUGAUUCUCUGUUCUUAUCACACCAUAUGGACUUUCGCUCAGCAUUUUAGACUCAAAAAAACUUCUUUGUUACCUACAAUGAAACACGAGCACGAAGUAAACUUAUUUUAUUCUACGUGUGGUCAGUAUGAAGUUAAAAAUAAAACGUCCGACAGUUUUAGCUUAACCGAUAUUUGAGCGCCGCAUAGUCGUAAGAUCCGUUCUAUGUAUAUAUGUAUAAUAGACAUUUACCGCUGUGUAUAAUUUUCUUUAGUCUUUUAGAUAACCUUGGAAAAAACCAUAUUGUGACGCGUAUGUAAAAAUAUAUUUAAAUUGUGUAUAUUUCA
Molecule: messenger RNA, 8170 nt
Organism: Nylanderia fulva
Lineage: Eukaryota; Metazoa; Arthropoda; Insecta; Hymenoptera; Formicidae
Gene: Tlk
Product: Tousled-like kinase
Biological process (GO): peptidyl-serine phosphorylation; chromosome segregation; intracellular signal transduction
Cellular component (GO): nucleus
Molecular function (GO): protein serine/threonine kinase activity; ATP binding
Source: RefSeq, a predicted model, not a curated record